UGCUCCGCCCAAGAAAACCAACCCAUUUCUUCAAAUUGACAAUUUGGACAAGCUGUUGGCUACAAUGACGCUGUUACUUUCGAUCCCGGUUUUGGGGUUUAUUGUGUGGAUAUUUUACGUCAGAGACUCGGAUUGCGAGACCAUUCUGAAGCUGCCCAGUUUCCAGCUGGGGAUUGGCAUUGGGCUCAUAGUCUUGUUUUUGAUAAGUAAUGGCGUGGUUUUGUUGAGGCCUCGGUUCCCCGUUUUGGGGCUUUUGGUUGUAAUGCUGCCGUUGAUGCUGAUAUUCAUAAUUGGGCUGGCGCUUGUGGGUGCGUAUACGAUGGAGACUCGGUCCGUGGCUGCGUCCCCUAAGUGGCUGAGAUUGAAGGUGUUUGACAACGCGCAUUGGGAGGAUAUCAAGUCUUGUAUUUAUGAUACAGGGGCUUGCGAUGAUUUGGUGUCACGAACCUUGAUGCUUAAGUCUUAUGAUUUUAGUCUCCACAAGUUGUCCUCCAUUGAGUCUGGGUGCUGCACGCCGGCAACGAUCUGCAAAAUGGAGUACGUAAACGCAACGUUCUGGAGAAGAAGGGAAAGAGAAGCAAGGCCGUCAAACCCAUACGACAGCGACUGUGAUUUAUGGGACAAUGACAGAGGGAACUUGUGCUACAACUGCGUGUCCUGCAAAAGAGGCUUCCUGGGAACUCUUCAGGCCAAGUGUUUCGGACUUAGCCUCACAACAGCAACGGCUACCACCACCACCACCACCACCACCUCCUCCAUUACUUCCCAGUUUUUGAGUUUCAUUUAGUAUCAUCACCUUCUUCUCACAAUUUUGCGUAGAACUUGAUUUUAUUUGUUAAAUCAAUCCCUGUCUUCCACAUGUAUAUUCCCUUUUCAAUAAUCUUAUUACCCCUAAAUUCCAUUCUAAUUUCUAUAACUCUCUGUCCAAUGGUAACGCUUCAAUCUCCACUCCUAAUGGAUUAAAAAAAGGAAAGAAGGAAUUUGAAAUAUGUGU
Cucurbita pepo subsp. pepo (vegetable marrow) is the source of this 994-nucleotide messenger RNA. Lineage: Eukaryota; Viridiplantae; Streptophyta; Magnoliopsida; Cucurbitales; Cucurbitaceae. The record is from RefSeq and is a predicted model, not a curated record.